This is a messenger RNA of Danio rerio (zebrafish), 2823 nucleotides long. Lineage: Eukaryota; Metazoa; Chordata; Actinopteri; Cypriniformes; Danionidae. The record is from RefSeq and is a predicted model, not a curated record.
UAUACUGCAUUGUUAUUUAAAAUAAUGUUUUCUAUUUACUGUUUAAUCUUAUGAAAUCAAUUAGGAAAUUACCCAAUGCAACUUUUACAUAAUAUAGUUUGUUAUAUUUACCUUCAACCCACAGCUCUCAUUGGCACAUUAAAAUGUUUUGGGCACCCCUGCUUUAAAGCAUUGAUAUUUCAGACACUGUUGGACACCUGAUUAGUUGCUGACAUGUUUCCAGCCUCGUCCUUUAGUUUCUUUAAGAUGCUCAUUUGCAUAUUCUUGAAGCACGGCCAUUCAUUUCUCUUUUUCGGCUUAUUUGAAUAGUUAAAUUCAGAUUUGAGUGCCAAAUGGGGCUGUUCUGCUCAAGAUAUUUUCAAGAAAAUAACCCAAAAACAUAACCAUCUUUUUUUUUCUGAAUUUCCCCUUAUCUUUACUUUAAAUACAUUUGUACAAUCAUAGACUCCAGUAUCCAACAUGUGCAAUCAGACUUACUUUAGUGCUCACAUUUCUAACUUGAACUUCCCAGCUAUCCUCAGUCAUCCAUUAGCAGCUCGAAGACUGUAAUGGGGUAUUCUGAGCAUGUUUGUAUCUAAAUAAACACCUGAGAUCAGUCUGAGGGAAGGAGGAGGUGCUCCUGCUAAACACACAUCACAUAUGAACACAUUCACUCAUCCAAAGACUAAAGGUUGAAGCUGGUGAACAUCUGAUGAAGAGAUCUCAAAAGUCACUAUGCUGUACUUGUUGAGCUUCAUCAUUCUUCUACUGGACAGUGUAGAAAGCUUAUCCGUCAGCAUUCCCAGUCUACUAACUGCCCCAGUGCCACCAGCAGUGCGGCUGAUGGACGGUGCAAAUGCUUGUUCUGGAAGAGUUGAGAUUUAUUUGUAUGAAUGGGGCACGGUUUGUGAUCAGGACUUUGACGAUGUUGAAGGGAACAUGGUCUGCAUUGAGGCAGGUUGUGGUCCUCUCAUUGGCGUGGUGCCUGGCGCUGCGUUGGGUGAGGGUUCGGGAUCAGUGCUGACAGAUGACCUGAACUGUUUUGGAAACGAGAGCUCGGUGUUGGACUGUGAAUGGGCUAAUCAGACUGAUGCAUGCGACCACACUAAAGAUGUCGGAGUCAACUGUGAUCUUACUGUAAGGUUUGUAGGCGGCAGCGACAACUGUUCGGGAAGAGUGGAGAUCUUCCACAGCAGAGAGUGGGGAACGGUCUGUGAUAACAGCUGGGAUAUCAUGGACGCAAUGGUGGCGUGUGCAGAACGUGGCUGUGGAACACCAGCGUCUUUACACUUCAAUGCUUAUUUCGGGCAGGGAUCUGGUCAAAUAUGGAUGGAUGGCAUUAUCUGCACAGGCCAAGAGACUUCACUUGAAAGCUGUGUGUUUAAAGGUUGGGGAGUGCACACCUGUACACACGCCGAUGAUGCUGGAGUCAAAUGUUCAGAGGUCAGGUUUGCAGAUGGACAAAACAACUGCUCUGGGAGGGUGGAGGUCCUGUAUGAUGGUUAUGGCUGGGGAACGGUUUAUAAUGAUGGCUGGAAUCUGCUGGGUGGAGAUGUGAUCUGCAAACAGCUCUCCUGUGGGACUGCAUUGAGUGUCACGAAUAGGUCUUUUUUAAAGAAGGGUAAAGGGAGCAUUUGGACGUACAACAGUGCAUGCACUGGCACUGAGAUCUCUCUGAAAAGCUGCAUUUCAGGGAUCCAGAGUCAACAAGUUACCCACAACACUGAUGCAGGAGUGAUAUGCAGAGAGGUGAGCUUGGUUAAUGGUCCCAGCAUGUGCUCUGGGACAGUGCAAGUUCGCUAUAGUGGAAAUUGGGGCACCGUGUGUGACAACAACUGGGGGGAUCUGGAUGGUCUUGUGUUGUGUCGAGAGCUUGGCUGUGGUCCUUUCAAUAAGACAUACAGUAGAGCUUAUCUUGGCCCCGGUUCCGGUAACAUACUAAUGGAUAAUCUACAGUGCAAUGGGAGCGAGUCCUCGCUGAAUCAAUGCAGCUUCUCUGCCUCUAUAAGCUCCUGUACACAUUCACAAGAUGCCGGAGUUGUCUGUGGAGAAGUGAGGCUGGUGAAUGGAGGCAGCAGUUGCUCUGGAAGGGUGGAGGUUCUUCGAAACAAUCAGUGGGGAACGGUUUGUGGAGACAGCUUUGAUAUGACUGAGGCUGUGGUCAUCUGCAGAGAGCUGGGAUGUGGAACUCCAGUGGAGGUCAAGAGUUUUGGAAGCGGUGUAGGGCAAAUUUGGUUGAAUAAUGUGCAAUGCACAGGCUCGGAGUCUUCGCUGAUGAACUGCAAGUCAAACUCAUGGGGACUAAACAGCUGUGUGCAUGAGCAAGAUGCAGGUGUCGUGUGCCGAGAGGUUAAGUUGGUGAAUACAGAUAACCCAUGUCAGGGCACAGUGUCUGUGUUUCACGAUGGCCGCUGGGGGACUGUGUGCCACAACAGCUGGGAUCUCCCGGAUGCUUUUGUGCUGUGCAGAGAGCUGGGCUGUGGUGAAAAUGCAGAGCCCUUUUCUUAUGCCGUUUUUGGCGCUGGUGAUGGGCCCAUAUGGAUGGAUUCCCUCAGAUGCACUGGUCAAGAGUCCAACCUUAGGAACUGCCAGUUUGGUGGAUGGGGAAACAAUCAAUGCAUUCAUGCAUAUGACGCAGGAGUCAUUUGCAAAGAUAUCAUAAAUGUACUCAAGAUUAAGGUGAACUCUGAUUCUAAUGUUGAUCCCAACAAUCCUUUUCUGAUGGCAAAAGUACUCAGCAAAAUCACUCAAGAGGUUAAAAAGGAAGGAAAUUUCUCUGUCAGCUGGAGAACGCAGCAGGACGGACAAGUGUUUCAGGAAAAGAAAUUAUUUGGUCCAUGACAG